Molecule: messenger RNA, 5374 nt
Organism: Colias croceus (clouded yellow)
Lineage: Eukaryota; Metazoa; Arthropoda; Insecta; Lepidoptera; Pieridae
Gene: Sulf1
Product: extracellular sulfatase SULF-1 homolog
Exons: 17
Coding region: 458-4648 (1396 amino acids)
Molecular function (GO): glycosaminoglycan binding; N-acetylglucosamine-6-sulfatase activity
Source: RefSeq, a predicted model, not a curated record
GUUCGCUGUUCAGCGGAACAGUCUUGUGUCGGCACGGUUGGCGGCCGACCGCAUUACGUAUCUCCAAUACACAUACCUACAAGUUCAAACGUCAAAAACUUUACGUGUUACAUAUCGGUUCUAAGCUUUCGUAUAAAUUUCUUAUUUCGUAGCUCUUAUUAUUAUAUUGUUUUUAAUUUGUUUGAAUUAUUUCCGAUAUCUUCCGUUGUUUUUAUUAUUAUUUUAAUGAGCAGUUUCGUGUUUUCAAUUUUGUGAAAAGCAUUGGUAUCGAGUGCAUGCAAGAUCCUGUUGCAUCUUUAUCUGCGGUAGCGACCCAAAAUGGCACUACGAUUUAAGCUUUGCUAUUGGUACUUUCAAUCUAUAACAACCUGAAGAUUUGUUUAUUGUAAAACAAAAUAAAAAAAAAACGCAGGAUUACUCUCAGUAUUUGUGUAAUAUUAAACACAUUGAAUCAAACAUGAAUUUGAAAAUAAUAUCACUCCUUCUUACAUGGAAUUUUUUAUUAAUUUCCGCAAAGAGAGAUUCGUUUGAGGAUGAUGACUCGUUACGGGCCAGAGAGCUAAGAAAUAAGGAAAAUAAUAGAAAUCGAACUACCUUUAAUGGUACAUUAACAGAUUUGCCGGAGAGACGAAAUUUGAGGCACCGGAACAGCUCAAGGUAUCGCGGUGACCGACGCAGAUUUUGGGAAAGAGAACAUGAAGUGAGACGUGACCGACGGAGAGGAUCUGAAUCGUCCGAAGAAUCUUUAAAUAGAACGAAUCCUUUUAAAAAUGAUAAAUCCAGGAAAGAUAAGCAUACAAAAGGUACUACUGAAAAAUCAUACGAGAGAAGGAAACAGGCGCAAAACAAACCUCCGGAAAGAUCUUCAGCACCUAUUAGAGAAAACACAACACGAUUCAAGUCUAAAGCGGCUAACAAAUGGCAAACUGGUGGUUUCAUUCCGUACCCGCAGCCACGCGAGAAGAAGCCUAAUAUCAUUUUAAUUCUGACAGAUGAUCAAGACGUUGAACUGGGCAGUUUAAAUUUUAUGCCGCGUACAAUGAAAGCAAUAAGAAGUGCCGGUGCGGAGUUUCGUCACGCCUACACUACUACGCCAAUGUGCUGUCCCUCACGGAGUUCACUGCUCACCGGAGUGUACGUGCACAACCACAAUGUGUUUACAAAUAAUGACAACUGCUCUUCCCCGAUGUGGCAGGCCAAGCACGAAACUAAUACAUUUGCUACAUAUCUUUCAAACGCUGGAUAUCGCACUGGUUAUUUCGGAAAAUAUCUGAACAAAUACAACGGUUCCUACAUACCACCUGGCUGGCGUGAAUGGGGCGGCCUUAUUAUGAACUCAAAGUAUUACAACUACAGUAUUAACAUGAAUGGGAAGAAAAUCAAACACGGCGAUGAUUAUUUUAAGGAUUACUAUCCAGAUUUAAUUGCGAAUGACUCAAUAGCGUUUUUGAGAGCGUCGAAGCGAAGAUUUACGAGGAAACCGGUACUGCUUGUUAUGUCCUUCCCGGCACCACACGGGCCUGAAGACUCGGCGCCGCAGUAUUCGCAUCUAUUCUUUAAUGUAACGACACACCACACACCUACAUAUGACAUGGCGCCAAAUCCUGACAAGCAAUGGAUACUUCGUGUGACGGAGAAAAUGAAACCCAUUCACCGCCAGUUCACAGACCUCUUGAUGACCAAACGUUUGCAGACACUGCAGAGCGUUGAUAUGGCAGUAGAACGGGUGUAUCAAGAAUUAAAGGCCCUCGGCGAAUUAGAUAACACGUAUCUCGUGUAUACCUCGGACCACGGGUAUCACCUGGGACAGUUCGGGCUCGUAAAGGGAAAAAGUUUUCCUUUUGAGUUUGAUAUUAGAGUACCUUUUCUAGUUCGUGGACCCGGCGUUGAACCUGGCACUGUCGUCGACGAUAUCGUCCUAAAUAUAGAUUUGGCGCCAACUUUUCUGGAUAUGGGCGGCGUGGACCCUCCUGCACACAUGGAUGGUCGUUCAUUGCUGCCUCUGCUCCAGCCUAGAAGGAGAAGAGUGGCUGCUGCACAUUGGCCGGAUACUUUCCUUGUAGAGAGUUCUGGACGUCGUGAAACUCAAGCUCAUAUUAUGGAAGAACGUCUGCGCGCUCAGAAGUACAGCCGUGAAAUGAACGAGAAGGCAACAACACCGCAUCCCUUUGAGUCGUCUUCGGAAAGUGGAGACUUCGACUAUGAUUCGGAGGAUGACUUUUUAGAACUUGACGACGAUACCGAUGAUGAUGAUGAUGGUACUGCAGCAACAGGUGCAAGUAAAUCUUCUGAGCCGUUAAUAUCAAAUGAAAGUCACAAUCCAAUCCUUGAAGCCAGUUUAGAGAAAGUUCUGGAAGCUGAUGAUCCUAACUCUAAUGAACAAAAUUAUUUGUCAGAAUCAUCGGAGACUAGUAUAAUUAAUGGAAAGGCAGCACGUCUAGCUGCGGAAUGCUCAAAAGCUGAGCUAAGAGCUCCAUGCUCUGACAAACGCAAGUGGAAGUGUGUGCUUGUUAACGGUCGAUGGAGAAAACACAAAUGCAAAUACGAGCCAAGUGUAGUUGAACCUCAGCCAAAAAUGAGCACAAAGAAAUGCGCAUGUUUUACACCUAGUGGUCUAGUAUAUACAAGAUUAGAAACUGACGGCAAUAUUGCUAGGCGACCGGCUGAUCUCCAUAGAGAAAAUAUAACUAGAACUAAACGUUCUAUGAACAACGACGUUUUUGAACCCAACACAGUUGAUAGCAUCCUUGAAGAAAACCCUAGUAUAGGCCAUUUGAGUUUCCAAAAUGAACCAUUAAAUGAAGUUGAGAAAAAGAACGUCGAAGAUAAAAUAGACAAACUGAUAAAAGAGACUGAAGCCUUCUUAGAAGCUUACGAACGUACCAAAGAUACUAUAGAUCAUAAGAGAAGCAAAAGAAGGGCACAACACUGGAAUCAUAACAAACACAAACAAAGAAAUCAAGGCAUGAUUAAUAACAAUGAUUCAACAUUAGAGUGCAAACUUGAAAAGGAUGGCACAGUUAAUUGCUCACAAGUUAUAUACAAUGAUUUAAAAGCCUGGCAUACUAACAGAUUAAGUUUAGAAGAUCAAAUAAGACAGCUAAAAACGAAAUUAGAAGAUUUAAAAGAAAUUAAAAGACAUUUAAAAAUUAGCAAGCCUGCUCAAGUAGAAGUUCAAACUAUUAAUCCAUCGUACAUAAUUAACCGCGUGCAGAACAAGACUAUUGCAAAUGGCAAUAACACUAAUAAAGAUUCUAUGCGCAAAUUUCGAAUACAAAGACUAAAGCCUAAACAGAGAAAUACUGAUUUAUUUGAAAAAAAGUUAAAACACACAAAUGAGUAUAGUGUACCUACAGUAAACACUAAUAUAAAGGAUGAUAUUUUACAAAUACAAUUAAAAAAUAAUACAACCACUAUGCCGAAUAUAUUCGAGUUACAUAGUAUAAACAGUAGUAAUAUUUCCAAUAAUAGAACAAAAAUUCUCGAAGAUUUACCGAAACCUCAAGUCACAACAAUUAUUACCAACAACGAUAAUUCCGACAAAAAUAUAGAAGUCGUCGAAAAAAGUACGCUAUACAGUUUAUCAACAUCAAUUGAUGAAAUUACCACCGAAUUUUCACGAAUGAUGGAAUCAUCGAGCAUCAGAGAUCCGUUUGCAAAUGUAUCUGUUCCAAAAACUGAUAGCACAACAGCAGCAACUGAUUUUUAUACCACCGCGAAGUAUUAUAAUUCUGAAGCAGACGUUAUACUUUCCCAUCAUCAAAACCAUAUGCAUAAUAAGUCGAUUCAAAGAACUACGGAAACGCCCCGAUUUCUUUCUAAAGGGAGGCCUGUAUCGUCUACAGCGGGGAACUUGGGGCCAACGAGAUUUGAUGCUUCAGAGUAUGAAAAACUUAACCCUAAUAGGGGAACUCCAAACAACAUGGAUAUAUUUAGUAAGCCUACAGAUAUAUUUCAAAAAAGAUUACAUCCUCUGUUCAUUGAAAAUGAAGACAAGCAUGUUUGUUACUGUGAAGAAAAUCGAAAAGUUAAAGGACCUGCUCAAGCUUAUCUAGAAGCAGCUCAAAGGGCUAAAGAAGAAAGACGGAAGCUAAAAGAACAGCGAUUGCGUAAGAAGUUAAGAAAAGCUAAAAAGAAGGCGGAGCUUGAACGGUUAUGCGAAUCCGAGCGUAUGAACUGUUUCCGACACGACAAUGAACAUUGGCGAACUGCUCCGCUAUGGACUGCAGGGCCAUUCUGCUUUUGUAUGAGCGCUUCAAAUAAUACGUACAACUGUGUGCGAACUAUAAAUGCAACGCAUAAUUUAUUAUACUGUGAAUUUGUCACUGGACUCGUGACUUACUAUAAUCUACGGAUAGAUCCAUUUGAAACGCAAAACAGGUUUAAAUAUUUAUCAGUGGCGGAAAAAGAUUACUUCCACAAUCAGUUACAACAAUUACUUAGUUGUCGAGGACCAUCCUGCAGGCGUUUUUCGCAUUCUAAUUCUGGUAACAUUGAAGAUAUUAGUAGACGAUAUGCGGAUGAUCAUAUUACGUAUAGAGGAGAUUCUCCUAGCUAUAAUGAAAGAGCAUGGAGGUGGAGUGGUUAUGGUCGGCGAUAUGCAAGAGCCCGUGAGCUACAUCGUCGCCGACACAUGAUGGCAUACUAGUCGAAAAAUAUUUAUUUUGUUGAAGAAAUUUACUAACGUAUUAAUGCCCUCAAGGUAUGAAAAUAGCAGAGGAGAAAAGAAGAUUGUCUAUACUCUAGAUCUAGAUGAAUACAGUAUCUAUAAUAGUCUAGUUAAAUUAUACUACUUCAUCUUGAUUAGAUAUUGUAAUAUUAUUUAUGAUAAUUGUAAAGCAUCGAAUCUUGUAGGGCUUCCGAAAUUAUCUUUAAAGUUUAAACCUACUUUAAAUGUAUUCUAUGCUAUUAUAUUGAUAAUUCUGUUUUACGCAGUAUGUUUAUAUUGUUUUUCUGUGAUUUUAAUAUUGUGUCGCAGUAAGACCACAAGAAUAACUCGAUGGAGAAUAAUUCUUUAAUUCAAAAUGCGCAUAAUACUGAAAUUAUUUUCUUAUAUUUAAUAUCCUUGACUUCAAAGCUUGGAUAUAAGCGACUAAGUCGCAACUUAGCCCGUACGUACGUACGUUAUAGAAUAAAGUUAGGUUAUGGUGUGGUAACAUUAUAUUUCAUUGACGAAAUCUAUUUAUUAAAUAAUUCUUAUAAACAUUGAUGGAAAACAAUAUUUCAUCGAAAACACCCGUUUAACUUCUUAAUCUUCAAAUGAGAGUUACAGUAUUUUUUUAUAAUUAUUAAUUACUAGCGGUCCGCCCCGGCUUCGCCCGUGGUACAUAUUUAUGUUUUUUCUAUCCUCGUACUUCAAAGAAUAAUAAUAAAA